GUCUCCCGCACGCUCUCCUGACUCGGCUCGGCUGCCAUCAGAGAAAUACCACUACCAUCUUUUCCUUUUCAUUUUUUCUUACCAUCAAAUUCUGCGCUCUCUAAUCUCUAAGGAAACAAAAUCCAAAUCUUUUCAUUGUUCAAAACUCAAUCCAUUUCCUUUUAAAAUUAUACAUUUUCUCUUUGAUGAUAUAUUUCCAGAAUUUUUAUUUUGUUUACUUUAACAUCAAGCAAGAAUUUUCACUAUCCCAACUUUUCUUUUCCUUCAAAAGGAAUCUCAUAGUAAAAGUAACCUCACUGUAAAACCUUCAUCUUUAAGCUGGUUUUAAUUUAUUGUCUUUAAUAAAUAUAUCUUUUAUUACCCAGAAAUCUUUAACAUGUCGAGUAGACUAAGGGAUAGAACUUCUUGCCAACCCAAACUACACAACCAUCAUUACCAAGUAACCACAAAAACGGCCGUGGCGAUGCCUAACUACUUCACUGAGACGCUGACCUGUCCACUCACUGAGUUGGCAACGAAUUUAUCAGAUUCGGAGCUCCGAGAGACAGCUUACGAGAUUCUGGUCGGAGCCUGUCGGAGUUCCGGCGUGAAGCCAUUGACUUUCAUAUCGCAUUCCGAGAAAAAUUCGGGAAGGGCGCCGGAGUUGACGUCGACGGCGUCGUUACAGAGGUCUUUGUCUUCGACGGCGGCGAGUAAUGUGAAAAAGGCUUUAGGAUUGAAAUCGUCUCGGAAGAGGCAUGUGAGUGGUGAGUCGGACUCGGAACGAGUCAAAAAAGCGGUUACUAUUGGGGAGAUGUUGAGGGUUCAGAUGAGAGUUUCAGAGCAAAUCGAUUCCAGGGUUAGAAGAGCUCUCUUGAGAGUUGCUGCUUCUCAGCUUGGAAAACGGAUAGAGUCAAUAGUGUUGCCAGUUGAGAUGUUGCAGCAACUCAAGCCUUCGGAUUUUCCGAAUCAAUGGGAAUAUGACGCUUGGCAGAGGAGGAAUUUGAAGCUUCUUGAAGCUGGACUCCUUUUACAUCCUCUCUUGCCCCUAGAUAAAACCGAUACUGCUGCACAGCAACUGCGACAGAUCAUUCGUGGGGCCUUGGAGAAACCUUUGGAGACCGGCAAAAACAACGAAUCGAUGCAAGCUCUUCGGAGCAUUGCUUUGUCUCUUGCUUGUAGAACCUUUGAUGGGUCUGUUUCUGAGACCAGCCACUGGGCAGAUGGAUUCCCGUUGAAUCUCAGAAUAUACCGAAUGCUUUUAGAGGCUUGUUUUGAUGUUAAUGAUGAAAUCUCUGUUAUUGAAGAGGUCGAUGAGGUUCUGGAACUUGUGAAGAAGACAUGGGUAGUCCUUGGAAUGAACCAGAUGCUGCAUGAUCUUUGUUUCUUGUGGAUAUUGUUUAACCGAUAUGUGGUAACUGGCCAAGUGGAAAGCGAUCUGUUGUUUGCUGCUAAUAAUCUGUUAAUGGAAGUUGAAAAGGAUGCAAAGGCAAUGACAGAUCCUGAUUAUUCAAAGAUAAUAAGCUCUACUUUGGGCACAAUUCUAGGCUGGGCUGAGAAAAGGCUACUUGCCUACCACAAUUAUUUUCACAGUGAUAACACUGAGACAAUGGAAUGUGUUGUUUCUAUGGCGGUUCUAUCAGCAAAGAUAAUGGUAGAAGAUAUCUCUCACGAGUAUCAUAGGAAAAGAAAGGAAAUUGACUUGGCUCGUGAGAGAGUUGAUAAUUACAUAAGAUCAUCAUUGCACGUGGCUUUUGUUCAGAUAAUGGAGAAGGUGAAGUCCAGCAAACGUUCUUCUAAGAACCAACAAAACCAGUUUCCUUUCCUUUCCAUCCUCGCACAGGGUGUCAGUACACUGGCUUUUAGUGAAAAGGCAAUUUUUAGUCCUCUAUUAAAGAGAUGGCAUCCUUUUGCAGCUGGUGUAGCUGUGGCCACUCUUCAUUCCUGCUAUGGAAAUGAGCUGAAGCAGUUUGUUUCUGGCAUUGGUGAUUUGACACCAGAUAUACUACAAGUGUUGAGAGCUGCUGACAAAUUGGAGAAAGAUCUGGUGCAAAUUGCAGUUGAAAAUUCAGUGGAUAGUGAAGAUGGUGGAAAGUCGAUUAUAAGGGAGAUGCCUCCUUAUGAGGCUGAAUCCGUGAUUUCCAAUCUAGUGAAAUCAUGGAUAACGACUAGAUUAGACAGACUGAAGGAAUGGGUUGACAGGAAUCUGCAACGAGAGGUAUGGGAUCCACGAACAAAUAAAGAGAAUUUUGCUCCCUCUGCUGUUGAAGUUUUACGAAUUGUAGAUGAAGCAUUAGAAGCAUUCUUUUUGUUGCCAAUAUCUAUGCAUGCUGUAUUGCUUCCCGAUUUAACCACUGGUAUUGACAGAUGUAUUCUACAUUAUAUAUCAAAGGCAAAGUCUGGCUGUGGGUCCCAAAAUACUUUUGUUCCCUCAAUGCCUGUUUUGACCAGAUGUUCAACACGCUCAAAGUUUGUUGGUGUUUUUAAGAGAAAAGAGAAGUUUCAAAUAGCACAGGGUAGGAAAUCUCAGGUUGGAACAACAAAUAGCAAUGGCUCCUUGGGGAUAUCCCAGCUGUGCUGUCGUAUUAAUACUCUGCAGCAUUUUCGAAUGGAGUUGGUUGUUUUGGCAAAAAGGGCAAUUUCCCAUGUUAGAAAUUCCGAAUCAGCUCAUAUGGACAAUAUUGCUGAUGGGAUGGGGAAAGCAUUUGAACUUUCAACUACUGCUUGUGUGGAAGGGAUAAAACAAUUGUGUGAGAUAACUGCAUAUAAGAUUGUUUUCCAUGAUCUAAGUCAUGUCCUUUGGGAUGGCUUGUAUGUUGGGGAAGUUUCGUCCUCUAGGAUUGAACCUUUUCUUCAGGAGCUUGAGCAGUAUUUGGAGGUUAUCUCAUUAACCGUGCAUUACAGAGUCAGAACACGAGUUAUUACUGAAGUAAUGAAAGCUUCUUUUGAUGGUCUCUUGCUGGUUUUACUCGCUGGAGGCCCCCCUCGUGCUUUCCAUUUGCAAGAUUAUGAAACAAUAGCUGAUGAUUUCAAGUCCUUGUGUGAUUUAUUUUGGUCCAAUGGCGAUGGACUUCCAGCUGAUUUAAUACAGAAGUUUUCGACCACUGUUAAUGCCAUCCUCCCACUAUUUCAUACUGAUACUGACAGCCUAAUUGAACAAUUCCAAUAUAUGACCCUAGAGACUUAUGGCAGUUCUGCUAAAUCCAAGCUUCCGUUGCCACCAACUACCGGCCAAUGGAAUCCAACAGAGCCUAACACACUCUUGCGUGUUUUGUGUUAUCGAAGUGAUGAGACUGCAGCUAAGUUCCUUAAGAAAACUUACAACUUGCCCAAGAAACUCUAACAGCUCUUUUACUGGUGAAAAGAAGAGUGAAAUGAUGCACUUCUUAGGCAUACACUGCUUGAGGUAAUUGAUAUAGCUUUCCAAGUUUGUCAAGCCAUAGGCAUUACAUCUCGAGCAAGUUAUACCCCUUAGGAAACUCUGACUCCCGUAGUUCUCUUGCUUGGAUUCUAUUGGUUUAAGACCUUAACCCAGUGUAGGGAGAACUUGUGAAAAGAAUAUAAUUCUGAUGCCUGGUAAGGAUGAAGAUUCUGGGUUUUCCAUCAUCAUCAUCAUCUGCUUCACAUGGAAUUGAGAUGAAACAUUAGAAGGCAUUUAGUGGAAAAACAGUGAGUGUGGGGUUCUUGCAGGAUAUUUGUAUAGAAAGGUUUGGAAAAUAUUGAAAGCUUUAUGUUCUGCAUCAGUGAGUUGGUAUGGAAAAUAGUAUUGCUUGUCAAAUAAAAUGACUUUUGCCCCCAAUUUACUCGGA
Gossypium arboreum is the source of this 3788-nucleotide messenger RNA. Its product is annotated as protein unc-13 homolog. Bases 377 to 3322 code for a protein of 981 amino acids. The transcript has 5 exons. NCBI's taxonomy places the organism in Eukaryota, Viridiplantae, Streptophyta, Magnoliopsida, Malvales, Malvaceae. The record is from RefSeq and is a predicted model, not a curated record.